Molecule: messenger RNA, 5479 nt
Organism: Ornithodoros turicata
Lineage: Eukaryota; Metazoa; Arthropoda; Arachnida; Ixodida; Argasidae
Gene: Sbp2
Exons: 16
Coding region: 123-3299 (1058 amino acids)
Biological process (GO): selenocysteine incorporation
Cellular component (GO): ribonucleoprotein complex
Molecular function (GO): mRNA 3'-UTR binding; ribonucleoprotein complex binding; selenocysteine insertion sequence binding
Source: RefSeq, a predicted model, not a curated record
ACUUUAUUUCUGUUAGUAAACACAUGGGUCGUGGGUUCGGCAAUCUCUUUGACGUGUUCUCGUGUUAUUGGGAAAUAAAAUUGACAAUUGAAACAUCGUCUCGCAGCACGUAAUGAUGGUGCAUGAUGUCCGAUUCUCAAGCGAAUCCCGUCCAUUGGUCGCUCAAGAGCCCGACUUCCACCUUAUCUGCAGAAGCUUCUCCGUUUGUUCCGAAUAAUUUUAUUCCUUUGGCUCCACCUGCAAAUUCUGAGGGGCCAUGUGCAUCUGCGAGUGCUCAAAGUUUUUAUCCCAUGUACGGGGAAGUACCUGGUUACUACUCCUCAUUGGUGCCAACGCCAGCUCUGCCCUUCUAUGCAAUGCAGUACCAAUGCAUGUAUCCGCCACAAAUGAGUGUGUACCCAAACAGUGACUGUUCUGUCCUCGUUCCGUCUCAGCAACUUCCUGCCCCGAGACAAAACAAAGGCCAUCGGCAAAAAGAUGGCAAUGCACAGAGAGAAACAAGAGGCGCAAGCGAUAAACGGGUGAUGAGGAAUUCUAAGAUGCAGGAAGGUGUCCUUAAUCCGGGGACACGACGACAGCUUCCGGAGAGGAGAAAGCCUAGCGAGCAGGAUGUCACGACAGCCUCCAAACCAGACAUAAAUCCUGAUCUCUCAAGCAGCAAAGAAUUCCCAUCCCUUUCCUCCUCUGAACCUGAAAGACCACAGAAUACAGCUGCAAAGAAUUCCGUCAGUUACUCCACUGCCUUGAAGCAACAGCCACAGAAAGUGACACAGAUGGUUGACAAAUGUGAUAGUGAAACAAAGAACUCUGUGCAUCAAAAGAUGCCAGAGACCCACCUAGCAGCAGCUGGGGAGAAAUGGAAAAUGCAGAAGGGACAGCGAGGAAGGAAACACAUAAAUCUUGUGCCGGAAAGCUGUGCACCCUCACGAAGCCGUAAUAAAGUACAAAUUCACGGGACAACUAAUGACAAAAGUUUGGAAAAGUGUUCGAGAACGACUGCCAUUUCCAGAGACUAUGUGAAGCAAGGGGAUGGUGGUAGACCACCCGUUGAGCUUCGUACUCGUGAAUGCUGGCGGCAGCGCCACGACAGGCCUCUAGAUCAACCACAGCAGCACGUCACAACCAUGGUAGAUGGUAGUUCGCGGAGGAUCACUGCACUUGUGAACAUAGCAGCAGCGACAAAGCCUGAACGUUCAUACGCCGCGGCAUUGAAUCGUGCCCCUCAGACAAUUGUAAUGCAAGAGCAUGCAAACAGUGCAGGUGGGCAAGGUAGUACAGGCAUAAAGCCGAAGCUGGCUUCCAAAGCAGAUAUCGUUGCUUCCGCCAAGGGUGAUCUAUUAAGAGGAUCAUGGGGAAGCAUGACUUCUUCUCACUCUUCACAAAAUUUGGUAAAGGCUGGCACUGCUAGUGAUGUAAACAGUCGGAACUCAAAGCCAGUGAGUGCAUCAAAAUCAGUGAACCCUCCUCCUGCUAAAGGGAAUCCUCAAGUUCGAAUAAAUGUUUCAAAGGCAAAGAAGGAGACACACAACAGCGCUCUCAAGCGAAACGUUUUGAAAUCCCAACAGAAGAACGUAAAAGGUGAAACAGGAGUAAAGUCCUCUUGUGACGACAAGAAGAAAAAGAGGAAGAAAAAGUCUCCAAAGAUUCCAGACCUAAUGGUGGACAAAGUAGGAAUGAUCUCACAAGAAUUACUGGACUUCCUGCAAGGUGGCAGUGGUGGUGGUGGCAUUGUGAAAACAAAGGAUGAUCAACAGGGUGGAUGCGUGGCAAUGGUGGAGGAUGUUCUGACAGAAUAUCCUCCCUUGGAAGGAAAAGAGGAGUUGCCGGAACAGAGCAGAAGCCGCGCACAACUUGGAACAUACAGCAAGAUUGUAGCUUCAAAAAUGAAGUCGGCCUCAGGGGUUGCUCAGCUACCACAGCCAGUAACUACAGAGACACAACUAGACACCAGUGACAAGAAACCUGUAGAAGGAGCAGAUGAUAAGAAACCACAGCACGCAAGACUACGAAAAUUAGUUGCUCUUGGAAAUGCUCCCACUCCCAUGCAUAAAGUACCUAUCAGCAUGCAGAUAAGCAGUGUCAUCCUACCACAAGAGAAACAGUGUAAGAAGCUCAAGGGCAAGGAAAAUCUCUUCUCUGGAAGCACCAAGAAAGAGAAGGUGCAGAAAGAAGUGAUUGUGAAAGGCUCAGCAAACAUCCUGGAUUCCUCAGCACCUCUUCGAAAACGAGGCAAGGAACGAGAGCUACCACGGAAAAAGAAGCUGUCUGUCAUGAAAAAGAUAAUUCUCAAGGAACGAGAACAGCGAAAACAGCUCAUAGGAAAAAUGAAACAGGCAGCCACAUUGAGACAACAGCUCAUAGAGAAUUCUGCAGCCUUAGAAGAGAGCAUUGUGGAAGACAAGUUGACAUCUCAUGGCCGGCAGAGGUACACACUUCACUCCAAGAAUUUUAGGGAUCUUAGAAGCAAGCAUGGUCUCAGCUGUCAGGGUGUCUACCAACCUGGAAAACCUGGAAAACAAGGAAUUGUCAGGGAUGCUGUGGCAUGGCGGAUGGAGCUGUUAACUACAGGGUAUUGUGACCAUCUGCUAAGCAAAGAAAUCAACGAUGUUUCAAAGAAGCUGAUAUCGGACUUGGUUCUAUUUCAAGAUCGUUUGCAUCUAAAAGACCCAGUGAAGGCAAGAAGCAAACGUCGCCUUGUCUAUGGACUCAAGGAAGUCAGGAGGUAUCUGAGCUUAAACAAGCUAAAAUGCAUAAUAUUUGCCCCCGACAUCGAAGAGGUCAAAGCUGAAGGUGGUCUCAAUGAUUCUUUGCAAGACCUGAUCGAUUCCGCUAGGAGGCAUUCUGUUCCAGUUGUCUUUGCGUUGAAAAGGAGAGCUUUGGGGUACUAUUCCAAGAAGAGUGUCCCUGUGAGCUGCAUCGGCAUCUUUGACCAUGGUGGACGAGAGGCUGAUUUCAGACACCUUAUAGAGCUUGUGGAAGAGGCACGGAAAGCGUACAGUUAUGCGGUAGAACAGCUCCAAAGUUGUCAGAAGGCAGCUGAGGAAACUUCUAUGUCUAGUCCUAUGAGCACCACUUGCAAUGAAGCUAGGCAAUCAUCCUCGCAGCGAAGCCCUGGUAAAGAUAGAACUAUCCAGCAAUCAGGUGCCAGUGAGACAGUGUGUUCCUCUGUUGACGAUGGUUGGAUUACAACAAAUGACACAGAUGAAGACUCAGGUGAUGAACCAGAGGCUGCUGUAGAAGCAAGAGCGGCUAAGGUUUCUCAAUUGCUCGUUAAUGUACUUAGAGCGCCACAAAAAUAAAUGAGUAUGUUGUUGACAUGGUAAGGACUACAUAGUACAGCCAAAGUUAAGGACUGUAGUUUUAUGCCAGAGUCUGUGGCUCCUAGGGGAAUCAAGUUGUACAAACACACCUUUUUAUCGCUAGUCAUAUUGUCAUAAACAGUUUCAAUACAAUGCUGUCAUAUUUUUGAAACACCGUGGAAGUUUUGACAUCCUGAUAAUGUGAGGUGUGCAUGAUGCUUGUAUUAUCAUGGGAUGCCUUUCAUCUGAAAGAAAAUCGUUUAUUUUUAAAUUUGACAAUCACCCCCUUUUGAAUGCUGACCGCUGGGGUGUAUCACCAUGAUUGACCUGAAAAUGCAGUGGGCAGCCUUCACAUUAACAUUCCUGUUGAUUUUGUGAGAUAAGCGACAAUUUAAUUUUGAAAGUGUUAAGGGUUCAGAACAUAGAUGUAUCACACAACAUAUUUCAUUUCAAGUAUUUCACAACAUUAGCCUGUUUACACUGAACGAGCUGGUGAAACAACCAAGUAGGCAUUGCUCUACUGUUAACAUGCAUUAGCAAAUAGUGAUCUAGAUGUCUUUCAUCAAUAUUUUCACAUAUUGCUGCUAAUGCUAUCUACAAAAGCUAACUAAAUGUAGCACGUCUCUUGUGUUUCUGUUGCUCAGUGAAUAUGAGUAUAAACAAAGGGUAAGAAAUGCAAAUGGUUUCUGUUCAUGAGCUACGAUAACUAUUGAUUUAUUCUGGAUUGUUCACUCUUUUCUUUUCUUUUUUUUUUCACAGUGUUUGUGAUAUUUGUAGAUUUGCAUAAAUAUUUUGUGUAGGCAUUUUGAACAUGAGUACAGUGUAGGAUAGGUGGUGAUCAGAAUUAUAGUUAAGUCCUCUCUGGCAGUAGUGUACCACUUCGAAAGAAUCAGUGAAAGAAACUGUUUAUAAUGAGCACUUAUAGCGACAACUGCACCCAGCAUUCUUACCAAUUAAUGCCUCGAGCACUAUGCUCAGCUUUUCGUGGAUGCCUCACGGAGGCUGGACAUGAAGCUGCCAAGCUCACUGAGCUGUAGAAUAUAUGGGAGAACACUUUGCUACACUUUGUUUUGUCAACAGUUAUGAAAGCUAGAUUUUUGCAGUUCCCCUGCGAAUAUAUUUUGACACUGCGUGCUGGGUACACAGUGUGUACAGUUCUGACAAGCUCGUGUUGACGGUGCGUGUUAGAUAUUGACAAAUACGAAUAUUCUGACAUCUAUAUUGAGUCUUGUGUUUGCAAGGGGCACAUGUGCCCACUUCAUUAAAAUGCUUGUGCUUAUUUUGGAGUGUUCAAAGGCCAGUUGUAAAAUUUGCAUGCAGUUGUAGGAUAUCCUAGUAAAUGAAUGUGUGUAUGAAAAUUGCACACAUUAAAUGACAUGCUGAACCACAGGAAUGAGUUUUCCAGGAAUGGAAUGCUCAUUUCACUUGUUUCACUGUAUUUUUUCUCAGUUUACUACCACCUGACAAUAUUGGCCAUUACGUGCCAGUGUGCACGUCUGUCAUGAUGGGUGGGAAAGAACUCCAAAAAAAUUGUAUUGGGAGGAGGAAGUAUUAUUGAAACACUGUCGAAAAUAACUUUUUGCACGAGAUCAAAAAGAUAGUGAAUUAGAUAGUUUUAGAUUAUACUGUGCAACAAUGUUUGAUGUUGGCAUGUGACUGUCAUGAAGCAAUACUUUACUAGGGUGAUCAUUUCUGUGCUCAGCUACAUUCUUCAGGCUUUAAACUGGCGUAGACCCAAGCAUUUUUAGGUAUUACAGAUUUUGAAAAUCGGAGGCAAAAAUCUGGUUUUAGUUCAGUAGCUGAUCAAUAGGGUAAUAUUGGGUGGAAGAUCAAAAUCCGGCAAUGUCAUAUUUCAGAUGAACACAAGAUGUCAGGCUGUUCUGCUCAAAGCACAGUGCCCAUUUGGUACCUGAAUUUGCACUGUAGCAAGGUUGUUUGGGGAAUUUUCUCUGUUACUUAAGUGACAAUAGUGCAAAUUAGGUUAUAGUGCAAAAUCUGCCUUCGAGAAUUACAAAUUUCACUCCACUUUUAGCAUCCAAGAGAAACAUGAAUGGGACGGAUGCUAUCUACAAUGAUGGGUUACGUAUACGUAAUGAUGUACAUAGUCAUGGCAAUUGGUGAAUUACUACUGGAAGUGAACAUUGAAGGAUAAGUUGCAAUAAAAAUGUUUUGUUAAGGUG